AUGAGAAGGCCAGAAAGUGCGGAGCUUGCUGCGGAAGAACCCCAAGGCCAGAAACGGCGGAGCUUGCUGCGGCAGAACCCCAGCGGCAGCGGCGGCGACGGCGGCGGCGGCGGCGGCACCCCAGCGGCGGAACCCCAGCGGCGGAACCCCAGGGGCGGAGCUUGCUGCGGAGGAACCCCAAGGACGAAUCAGAGCGAAAGUCACCAUCGUCUGACCGGCCCUCCCCGAGCUGAGGAUUUAAUCCCAGAGAUACUCCUGGGUGAUGGGCCCAGCAGGUGCAGACACACAGGGGCCCCUCUGCUGCCAAGGCCCAGGCUCUUCAGCAUGAAGCCCAUCCUGGGGGCCUCUGUCAUUGUCAUUUUCCUUAUAACUGGGUCCUCUUCUCCCCACCCCAACCCUCAUCUGAGAUUUUCUCUUGUAGAUGCACACUCCCUUUGCUACAACUUCUCAUCCAGACAGCAACGGUAUAUAGAGAUACAAGGCCAAGUGGAUGGAAGGACUUUUCUUUACUAUGACUAUGGCAGCAACAAUGUUAUAACCUUGGGUCCCCUGGGAACUAAAGUCAAUGGUACAGACGAGUGGAGAGAUCAGACCGAAACUCUGAGAGAUGCGGCAAAGUUGUUCAAAGAGCUUCUGCUUGAUAUUAAACUGGAGAAUUAUAAAAUCAGGGCUCCUCUCACCCUGCAGGCCAAAAUGUGUUGCCAGCAUAAAGAUGGUAAACGCACCCGAGCAUUCUGGCAGUUCGGCUUUGACGGAUAUGUAUUCCUCCUCUUCGACUCGGAGAACAUGAAGUGGAGCGAAGGGCAUCCUGGAUCUAGACUGAUGAGAGAGACGUGGGAGAAGAACGAGACUUUGAAGAUGUUCUUCUUGACCACCUCACAAGGAGAUUGCCAUAGAUGGCUUGAGAGGUUUUUGGCUGAGUGGGAGAAAAUGCUAGAGCCAACAGCACCAGUCACCAUGGCAGCAACCACAGCCCAAGCCAACACAGCCAUCACGCCAAGCCCUUGGAUGGUCCUGCUGAUCUUUAGCUGCUCAAUCCUACUUGGCACCCAAGGCCUUUAGAGUGACAGGGAGAAGCUGCUCCAAGAAAUCCUGGAAUCUGUGGUGUAGUCCAGCUGUUCUCCCUGUUGGCCUGGCAGCUUCUGCAUCACCUGCUCAUCAUCUCUCGACCAUCAGGAGGGUCCAGCCUUACAGCAGGUGCUGAUCGUGAAGAUGCAACAUUCCAUAGGUGACUGUCCUACUGUGCCCUUUUCUGGAUCUUUUUGUGCCUUUUUCUCUUGGUGCUACUGAAAGAAUUCCUGCCCUGGACCUUCUGUGUGAAUGAGAAAUCUCAACCAAGUGAAUGUUUUCCAUCUUCCAUUUGGUUGUGGAAACUCAGGGAGUUCUUAGAAUCCUGUCUGUGCAAUCUCACUGCCUCAGAGAUGGUUUGUAUUUUCCGAGAAAGAAACUCACCUUCUUCUAAAAAAAUCAAAAGUAUAUUUAUCAUUGGUUCCUUUACUAACUUAUUACACUGUGACAAUAUUUAAAUAAACAUUUCUAUUUUCUGAAAUUU
Messenger RNA from Trichechus manatus latirostris (Florida manatee), 1552 nucleotides. Its product is annotated as UL16-binding protein 1-like. Lineage: Eukaryota; Metazoa; Chordata; Mammalia; Sirenia; Trichechidae. The record is from RefSeq and is a predicted model, not a curated record. Gene Ontology annotation, cellular component: external side of plasma membrane. The transcript is spliced from 6 exons. Gene Ontology annotation, biological process: immune response. The coding region runs from base 1 to 1062 and encodes 353 amino acids.